Molecule: messenger RNA, 3428 nt
Organism: Danio rerio (zebrafish)
Lineage: Eukaryota; Metazoa; Chordata; Actinopteri; Cypriniformes; Danionidae
Source: RefSeq, a predicted model, not a curated record
UGUAAUAUCCGCCGAGAGUCUCCACACAUCUCUCAAACUUUUCUGCGCCCGGAGCGACGAUGACAGCGCUCGCAUUUUCCGCGGCUCUGUCGAGAAUCUCUGGUCCCAGCGAACGGACAAGCUCCAUCUGAACCAUCGCGGGGAAUCGGGCUGAAAGAGACACGUAGGCGGGAGACUCGAGGCAGAAUGCGGCCGCUGUUCGUGGUGCUGAAACCGCUGUGUUUUCUCGCCCUGCUCGGCUACUGCCCUUCCGCGACCAUCAGACCAAAGGAAGGCUGGCAGGUUUACAGUUCAGCACAGGAUGCCGACGGUCGCUGCAUCUGUACGGUUGUGGCACCAGAACAGAGCCUGUGCUCCAGAGAUGCAAAGAGCAAGCAGCUCCGCCAGUUGCUGGAGAAGAUUCAGAACAUGUCGCAGUCAAUCGAAGUGCUGAACCUGAGGACCCAGAGGGAUUUCCAGUAUGUCAUGAAAAUGGAGAGCCAGAUGAAAGGACUCCGAUCAAAGUUCAGACAAAUCGAGUCCAACCGAAGAACAUUAUUGACUAAAAACUUUCAGGAGCUGAAGGGGAAGAUGAAUGAGUUGCAGCCGCUGAUUCCGGUUUUGGAGCAGUAUAAAACUGAUGCCUCACUCAUUUCCCAGUUCAAGGAGGAGCUCAGGAAUCUCUCUGUGGUGCUGAUGGCCAUUCAGGAGGAGAUCGGAGCGUAUGAUUAUGAGGAGCUCCAGCAAAGGGUCCUUGGCUUGGAGGGAAGACUGAGGAACUGCAUGAACAAACUUACAUGUGGUAAGCUGAUGAAAAUCACUGGGCCUAUCACUGUGAAGACAUCAGGAACGAGGUUUGGAGCAUGGAUGACAGAUCCUCAGGCUUCACCGAAGAAUAACAAGGUUUGGUACAUGGACAGCUAUACCAACAACAAGAUUGUCCGUGAGUACAAAUCAGUCAGCGACUUCGUAGCAGGAGUCGAGUCCAAAACCUACAACCUCCCGUUCCACUGGGCAGGAACCAAUCAUGUGGUCUACAAUGGCUCGCUGUACUACAACAAAUACCAGAGCAACAUCAUUGUCAGAUACAGCUUUGAAAGUGGCCGGGUCACGACUCAGAGAGCCCUGGAGUCUGCAGGAUUCCACAAUGUCUAUCCAUACACCUGGGGCGGAUUCUCUGACAUUGACCUGAUGGCUGACGAGCUCGGUUUAUGGGCCAUCUAUGCCACCAAUCAGAAUGCAGGGAAUAUAGUGAUCAGCCGACUGGAUCCUCAGACUAUCCAGGUUCUGAACUCCUGGAACACAGAAUACUCCAAACGCAAUGCAGGCGAGUCCUUCAUGAUCUGCGGCACACUCUAUAUCACCAACUCACACCUGACCGGAGCCAAGGUUUACUACUCUUACUCCACCAAAACAUCCACCUAUGAGUACAUGGACAUCCCUAUUCAUAACCAGUACUUUCACAUGUCCAUGCUGGAUUACAAUGCCAGGGAUCGUGCACUUUACGGAUGGAACAACGGCCACCAGGUACUGUUCAAUGUCACGCUUUUCCACAUUAUUAAAACUGACGAUGAAUCCUGAGAGACGUAGCCUGAGGUGAGAGGAAAUCUAUCUACAGUUACACUAUUUAAUUACUGUGGUAUUGCUUUGAAAUAAUGGGAUUUUUAUGUUACAAUCAAGAGAUGAGUUUAGUUGGAGGUUCUCUGGGGGCCUCUGGAAAUGUCAUUUGUCAAACAUUUGUGAUUAAAUUCAAAAUCAGACUUGGAUAUUGACAUUUAUGAACUUUUAAGACUCUAUUUAAAUGUUGUUUGUGAAACUUUCAAUGUGUGACAGUGAUGUUCAGCUGUAAUACUUGAUUUAACAAAGAAUGUAACUUAAUACUUAAUACUAAAAACUAUAUUUAAAACUAGAAAAAAUCAUUACACACAUACUGAUCUGUCAGACUCCAUCACUUUGUUUUGGUUUGUCAAAUAUUCAUGGAAUUAAAGGGAUAGUUAAAUCAAAAGUGUAAAUUUGCUGAUCGUUUACUCCAACAUGAAGGUGACCUUUUUCUUUGGGGGAAUAUUAAAGGGCCAUAAAACCCCCACUGUCUCACCAGGGUGUUCUUGUGUGAAAAGUCAGGCAAGUGGCUGGGUCCAGCUUUGUUUAGGUGGGAGUGGCGAAAGAGGAAAGGGUUUAUAUGAAAAGCAGAGUUUUAUUACGUGCACAUGCUGAUUUUCACAGUGGCAACACAAACACUGACGCAGGGGAGAUAGACAGGGAUUUGGAGAGUAGCAUUUACUCUUUGGAUCUGAGAGCUGUGAAGAAGUUGAGGAUUUUCAAUCCAUAAUAUUGUAGUUAUAGUAACAUUCUGUAAACUUAGUAACUAAAUUAUUUUGACUAAGUUAUGUCUUUUAUAACUGAAAGAGUAUUGCUGACAAUACUAACUAACUUUGCCAUCUGAAUAAACAUAAACAAAGAAUACACACUUGCCAAAUCCAUAGAAACGGGACAAUUAACACAAACUGGAAUUGCAUCUUUUUUUUAAAGAAAAUGAGUGGCAAAUCCAGAUUUCACCAUUUCCAGAUUUUAAAAGCUCUUGGGUGAAAAAUAUUCCUUACAAACAUACAAGCGAGCAGCUGUCACGAUGAGGUAUUACAAAAACAAGGAGUAGAUCCAAAUGCAGCAUAAUAUAGUUUAAUAUAUUAAGUAAACAAAGAAGAUCCAAAUAACAGGCAAGGUACAAAAACUGACAAAACAAACGCAAGUGCAAAAACUAAAAGCACUGAAUCAAACUAAAUCUUAACAGGGAUCCAAAAACAUCGAGACGGUACUAAAAGUGAACAAACAAACCGAACCUAACAUGAGGAACUGGAGAGCAAAACAGGGGAGAGCAAAACAGGACAAAGCAAAACAGGACAGAGCAAAGCAAAAUCCAAAGGCAAACUAAACACAACAUGACAAGGCUUAUAAAAGACAGAACCAAUUAGACAACAAGGAACAGCUGGAAACAAGGAGUGAUCAUGUGAGCAGGCAUACAGGAAAUGAAAACAACCAAAACAAGACUUAGUGCCCUUAAGAGUCCACAAGAGGGCACUGCAGCAGGUGUGACAGCAGCACUUUCAUCGUGGGGAAAUAGAAACAGAACCUUCGUUGUGGCACAUUUAUAAACAACCCAUGUCUCCGAACAACUCUUCUUCUUCUACUUGUUUUAAUUACGGUUGGCAACACGUGAUGUCUCUCUGAACACUGUAACUGGUAAAAGGAGUACAUCAUGCAUAUUAACUGGUUCGAAACAAGUCCUUCUGAUGAAUUAAUAAAAAGAUGUGCUGAAUACUCAAUGAUGUCAAUCAUGCCAAUCCCCACGCUGGAAUUUACACAAUGAUCUCAUUGCCUUUUCAAACUGGAAAAAUGAAUUUGCUUUAAACAACGCAAAAACAACCAAUUUUACCUUGUUAGCUAAAUAUAUG